GGUCUAGGGUUUUAUGGCGCUUUGCCGCUUCUCUCGCGCACUCUCUUCUCUUCCAGAUCGCGCAUUGCGGCAAUUCGCUCCUGCGGCGCCGAGGAGAUCGUUCCCCAAGACGCGCCACGGCGUGACAUGGGACGAUCCCUACCACUGGCUGCGAAAUUCCGAGGAUCCGGCCGCCAUCGCGUAUCUCCAGGCUGAGAAUCAGCACGCGCAGUCGACCAUGGCUGGGACAAGGGAGCUCCAGUGCCAGAUCCGCCAGGAAAUGGCGAGCAGGAUGGAGAAGGAGCUCGCAUCGCCUCCAGAGCGCUGGGGGGAUUGGUACUAUUUCGUGCAUAUCCCGCAAGGGAAACAGUUUCCCAUCUACUCGAGACGAAGAGCCCGCCAAGGUGGAAGGCUGAAGGCUUUCUUUACAAGUUUUUUUGACAAGAACAGUGAAGUUAUGAUCGACAUCAAUGAGCUUGCUGCCGAGCACGGCCAUGCGCAGCUUGGAGUUUUUAAGCUAUCCAGAGACCACAAACUGUUAGCAUACACGAUCGACUUGGGUGGCAACGAGAUGUUCACAUUGUUUAUCAAAGACUUGGAAACUGAUAGCCUCCUCCUGGAGCACAAAACCGAUGGUGUAGUAAGUGUGCAGUGGUCUGAUACUGGAGAAUAUCUUUACUACACUUGUAGUGAUGUGGCACAGCGACCUCACAGGGUUUUGUUGUGGAACUUGCGAUCUAAAGAUGAUGACAUUGCAAUUUAUCACGACGACAAUCCAAAGAACUUUGUUGAUGUUACAAGAACCAAAAACUGGCAGUACGUUUUGAUUAAUGUCAACUCAAAGACGUCCUCUGAGAUCCGAAAACUUCAGCCACAACAUUGCGGAAAGUUGCAGAUAGAGUUGAUGGCAUCCAGUAUUUCGUGGAACACCAUGAAGAGCACCUGUAUAUUCUUACCAAUUUUUUGGGCGACAAGAAGCUAGCGUCGCUAGGAAACAACU
This is a messenger RNA of Selaginella moellendorffii, 979 nucleotides long. Its product is annotated as protease 2-like. Lineage: Eukaryota; Viridiplantae; Streptophyta; Lycopodiopsida; Selaginellales; Selaginellaceae. The record is from RefSeq and is a predicted model, not a curated record. Gene Ontology annotation, molecular function: serine-type endopeptidase activity. The coding region runs from base 14 to 961 and encodes 315 amino acids. The transcript is spliced from 5 exons.